UUUCUCCUUCAUAGGAGAUACAAUAACUGUGCAGUAUCUCCAAACUUUUCUCCUUCACAGCAGAUACAAUAGCUGUGCAGUAUCUCCAAACUUUUCUCCUUCACGGCAGAUACGAUAGCAGUGCAGUAUCUCCAAACUUUUCUCUUUAUCUUUCACCUUCAUAGCAGAUACAGGAGCCCAGUGCAGUGAAGAUGAGUACCAACAAUACCCCCAAGAAUGUUGGAGGGCAGAGAAUCAAGGGAGAGCUCAACGAACAAGGUGCUAAAUUAAGGGCCAACACCAUCAUCCGCAUCAAAGAAGCUUGAGGAGUCUCCGAGCUUAUCGACAUUUUCCCGAGGGAGAUCAGACCCACCGAUCAGCUUGGUAGCACUACACUUACUAACCUCCGCACCAUCUCCAACCUAUGCCCCAAUCUGAAGAAAGCUCAGAGUGAGAUGCUUAGGAUCUGCAGGAACCCUGAUGGAACCUACAAAGUUUUCAGCUUCAGUCAGAGCAAGGCGCUCAUGGAGCAACUCAAGGAGGCGAAGAGCUUGCUUUCUGCAGGUGACAAUCAGUCUGCCAAGAAGGAAGGAGCUACCCCGAGUGCUGCCACUCCAAACAGUCCUGCCAGAUUUGAUUCCCCUGCUGCUUCACCAUCAUCCCAUCAUCCUACUGAAAGUUAAGCAAUUCACAAUUCAAAAAUCCCAGCCAAGAAUUGUUUGCCUCCAUUGGAAAAGCUUCAAAGCAAUCUGCCGCCGAAGAAUACGACGAGGGAAACUCUAUUGUUGUCGAUAUGACUCCGAGAAUAAAAUCUGAGGAGGAAGAUAGAGCCUCUCUCGAUCAAGAGAAGCAUGGACAGGCCCCUACACCAACGAUGGCGACCACAGCUCCUGUUGCCAUCAUGACCACCGAAGGUUCCCAGAGCCCUACCAAGGUGGCCACAACGCCUGUUGCUGUCAUGUCCACCGAAGGAUCCCAGGCCGCUGGUUCGAGAGCAAAUCCUCUCGAGAUCCCCAAGAUCGAUGUUGAUAGCCAUGAUUCAGAUUCCGAUGAGUAUGAUCCUGAAGACACGUUAAUCAUCCCUGGUUUCCCCUGCCAGCUGAACCGCAGUACAUCACCUGUGAAAGCCGCAGAUAACGGCUCUGGAAAGGCAGCUGAGAAGCCUGCUGAAAGCCGAUUGACUUCUUUUGACACGACCGGCUUAAGUGUUGUUCCAAGCAGAUAUAUACGACACCCUUUCAGCAACAAGAACAAGAUGCGUCUUGAACAGAGUGAAACUUCCUCCAACCCACCAACCAUCGACAAACCUGCCAUGACCAAAAAGCCUUUCACAAACUUGAUGACCUCUACUGCUCCCAAGAAGAUCACGACUUUCGAACCACCCAAGCAGCGCAUUCAGAAACCUGGAGAUACGAAGAAGGAGGUCGGACUCGUUAUUCACUCCGAAUCAGGAAUUCAGAACACCGAUUCUAACAUGUGUAUCCAGAAGCUCAAGAAGCCUCAACUCGACAACAUCAUUUCUCCAGCUGAAGUCAGCAACGUCAUAAGCAUCAUGGAAGACACUCCGCAGGACCAGCAAGUCAACGAGGUCGAGGUUAUAGACCUAACUACUACAACUACCAGGACCAAACGCUCCACCUCGUCAAAAAAGCGUACCGCCUCCACCAUGCUCCGCGCCGCCGACGAGCCCAACCCCCAAGCCGAGCGUUCCGUCCGCGCCCGCCUCCUCCAACACGCCGCUCCCUACAACAGCUCCAGAGCCAUCUCCGACAUCCUCCAAUUCGAGCAUGUCAUCAUCACCAUGACGGAGGCUGCUAUCGGUUCUGUCACCGUUUCGUCGUUUGCUGGUGCUGGUGCGGACGAGAAGACUGAGGAGUGCAAGGAGAAGUAUUUGGGGUUUUUGACUUCGUUCAUAGGCAGUGUUGGCAGUCUUAAGGGGGAGCUGCUGGAGAUUGCUGAGAGGGAGGAGUAGGGGGUUGAUCUCGGUUUGUUUUCUGCUGGGGAGGCCCGGAUGGGUUAUGGGAGAUGAGUAUAUGAGUCGCUGGAGUAUUGAGAUACGGUUUUAGUUCAUUUCUGUGGUCUUCACGGAUAGGUUAUGGGGUAUGAGAAUAUGGGGCGCAGGGGUGUUGAGGCAUGAUUUCUGAUUUUCUGUGGUCGACGCAGACACGUUAUGAGGGAUAAGAAUAUGAAACACUGGAG
Molecule: messenger RNA, 2178 nt
Organism: Pseudogymnoascus verrucosus
Lineage: Eukaryota; Fungi; Ascomycota; Leotiomycetes; Thelebolales; Thelebolaceae
Exons: 4
Coding region: 773-1951 (392 amino acids)
Source: RefSeq, a predicted model, not a curated record